Messenger RNA from Fusarium sp. VM40, 4077 nucleotides. The record is from the annotation of a GenBank genome assembly. Lineage: Eukaryota; Fungi; Ascomycota; Sordariomycetes; Hypocreales; Nectriaceae.
AUGAGAGAACACGCUCGUUUACUGGGCCUCGCGGCCCUCGCUCUCCUGGCAGGAAGCGCAGAGGCCUGCACGUCCGACUCCCAAUGCUCCUUUCUGCUCCCAAAGUGUAACAGUCUCGAUGUCUGUGUCGCCAAUGUGCCCAACGUCAACUGUCGUGUAGACGCCGACUGCGGAAACGCCUUGCUGCCUUCCUGUUCUCUAACGACUGGACUGUGCAUCGCUGGAGUCGCUGGAGUAGUUUGCAAUUCCGAUGCGGACUGUACCAACCCUCUUCUGCCAUCUUGUAACACCGGCACCGGCCUCUGCAUCCAGGCUGUCACCGGCGGAGUUACUUGCAAUACCGACGCGGAUUGUACCAACCCUCUUCUGCCUGACUGCAACACUGCGAAUGGCCUCUGCAUCGCUGCAGUCGGCGGAGUCACUUGCACCACGGAUACCGACUGUACGAAUGCUCUUCUGCCUAACUGUAACACUCAGACCGGCCUCUGCGUCGCUACAGUCGCUGGAGUCACUUGCUCGACGGAUGCCGACUGCACAAACCCUCUUCUGCCAGACUGCAACACUCAAAGUGGCCUCUGCAUCGCUGCCGUCAUCGGCGGAGUUACUUGCACCACGGAUGCCGACUGUACGAACCCUCUGUUGCCUGAUUGUGAUACGAUUACUGGAUCUUGUGUCGCGGCCGUCGUCGGCGGAGUUACUUGCAGCACGGAUACUGAUUGUACCAACCCUCUUCUGCCAGACUGCAACACGGCGACCGGCCUCUGUGUCGCUGCAGUCGGAGGAGUAACUUGCUCAACGGACAGCGACUGCACGAACCCUCUUCUACCAGACUGUGAUACUGCGACCGGCCUCUGUAUUGCUUCUGUUGUCGGUGGAGUUACCUGCUCGACUGACAGCGACUGCACGAACCCCUUGCUACCGGACUGCAACACAGCCACCGGUCUUUGUAUCGCGGCUGUUGGUGGAGUCACUUGCACUACGGAUGCAGACUGCACAAAUCCCCUACUCCCCGAGUGUAAUACGGCAACUGGUCUUUGUAUCCAAUCUAUCAUUGGCGGAGUCACUUGCAGUUCUGAUGCCGACUGUACGAACCCUCUACUACCAGACUGUAAUACCGCUACUGGACUAUGCAUUGCGGCCGUUGGCGGAGUCACCUGCAGUUCUGAUGCCGACUGUACGAACCCUCUACUACCAGACUGCAACACUGCUACUGGACUAUGCAUUGCGGCCGUUGGAGGGGUGACCUGCAGUACUGAUGCCGAUUGCACGAACCCUCUGCUCCCAUCUUGCGAUACAGCCACCGGAUUGUGUAUCGCAGCUAUUGGUGGAGUCACAUGCAAUACGGAUGCCGACUGUACGAACCCUCUACUGCCUGACUGCGAUACUGCUACUGGACUAUGCAUCGCUGCUGUUGGCGGAGUCACCUGUAACACGGAUGCCGACUGCACCAACCCUCUUCUGCCUGACUGCGACACAGCUACAGGCCUUUGCAUUGCAGCUGUUGGCGGUGUUACUUGCACUACAGACGCCGACUGCACCAACCCUCUUCUUCCUGACUGCGACACAGCUACAGGCCUUUGUAUUGCAGCUGUUGGCGGCGUUACUUGCGACACAGAUGCCGACUGCACGAACCCUCUUCUUCCCAACUGUGACCCGACUACAGGCCUUUGCAUCGCAAACGUUCCAGGCGUUACUUGCGACACAGACGCUGACUGUGUCAACCCCCUCUUGCCCUUCUGUGACGAAGGCACUGGACUCUGCAUCGCAACUGGGCCUGACACGACAACUGCAGCAGUGAUUGAUACCACAACUGCACCAGUGAUUGACACUACAACCGAGCCCGUGAUCGUUGACACUACAACUGAACCUGUAGUUGUUGAUACCACUACCGAUGCCGCGGUUGACACCACCACUGAAGCUGUCAUCGAUACCACAGAGCCUGUUGUAGACACCACAACUGAGGGCGUCGUUGAUACCACCACCAACGCUGCUGUUGAGACCACUACAGAUGCUGCUGUCGAGACUACCCCAGAUGUCGCAGAGACCACCACUACCACAACAGUUGGAGGCGGUGUCCAAGGUCGCACAACCACAGACAACAAUGAUUUCGAAACCACCACCACCACAACCGUUGGAGGCGGUGUUCAAGGCCGCACCACCACAGACAACAACGAUCUGGACACCACCGCUACCACAGACGAUGCUGCAGGAACUGCUACAACUGACGCCAACACUGAUACAACCAAUGCCGAGACAGGUACCAGCACCGAUGAUAACCAGACCGCCAGCACCGGCACUGUUGAGACUUCUGAUGCUGCCAACACCGACACCGCCACUGGUACCAAUGGAGCUACUGAGACUGGUACUCAGACUGGCGAUGAGAACACUGCAUCCACUGGAGCUACAGCCACUGACUCAACUGCCACCACGGGAGACCAGACCACCGACACUACAUCCGCUUCUGCCACUUCAACAGAUGACGGCCGAAACCCCGAGUUUGCUGGUAACUUCCGUCUUCUGGGCUGCUACAGCUCCAACGACGGCUUCGUCAGCUUCGAGAUCGGCCUCAGCGGCAGUUCCGUCGACCAGGAAAGCUGUGCUGCGGCUUGUGAUGGAUCAGGCUUCUUCGGUACCUUCGGCAGCUCUUGCUACUGUGGAGACGUACUUAACAACGCCAACCGUGAGAACGAUGAUCAAUGCGAUAUUCCUUGCCCUGGCGAUGACAUUGAGCGUUGUGGUGGUGAGAUUUCGCCCAGCCGCCGUGGUCGCCUUGCUAGACGCCAGAACGUGGCUAGCAAUGCCCUUCUCAUCAUUUACAUUGCUAUCAACGAUGUUAUCACAACGGACGUCAAUGGCAACACAGUCACUCUUCCCGGUGCCACCGUUACCCAGUCCGCCGAUGUCAUUACUGAGCCUGGCACUGUCAUCACCCAGCCCGGUACCACCUUCACUCAAUCUGGCGAAGUCAUCACUCUCCCUGGUACUACCAUCACUGAGGCUGGCGCCACGGUCACUGAUGUCGAGACUGUCACCACCACCUUCGUCUCUACAGUAACCGACUCUUACGCAACCGUCAUCACAACUGUCACCGCUGUCGUAGUCUGCUACGACGGUCACUGCAGCCUCCCAACUGGCAAGCCAUCCACGUCUCUUGUCUACAUCUUCCAGCCUUACCCCGGUGAGGACUGCCACGGCCAGAACGUCUACCUUGCCAGCCCCUGCUCUUGCGCCGGUGGUGUCGAGUACACUCCUUACUACUGUGACGCUGCAUCCUGCAAUGGAAAGACCGUCUACAAGCCUGAGCGCACCGAGUACACCAAGGGCAGCAUCUGCUACUACCCCAGCGAGUGCACACACGAUCAGUGUGAUACUACCGGUACAAUCUACAAGCCUUAUGACGAGACCAAGUACGGCAACGAGGGACCUGGCUACAACGGACAUCCAGAAGGUCCCAACGGUGGUUACCCCAGCCCUGGAAAGGGAGGUGAAAGCCCCAACGGUGGCAAGCCUGGUUCUGAGGCUUAUCCUACUGGUCCUGGAGGAUACCCAGCCCCUGGUGGCAAGCCCGCCCCUGGUGGUAGCGCCCCUGGUGGUAGCAGCCCUGGAUCCAACAGUGGAAAGCCUGGUUCUGAGGCUUAUCCUACUGGUCCUGGAGGAUACCCAGCCCCUGGUGGCAAGCCCGCACCUGGCGGCAGCAGCCCCGGAGCCAACGGCGGAAAGCCUGGUGCCAACGGCGAGCAGCCCGGUGCCAACGGCGAACAGCCCGGUUCUGAGACUGGUAGCAAGGGCACCGACAACGGCAACCAAGAGGGCAGCGGCAGCAAGGGAUCUGAGGGUCCUGGAGGAGAGUCCCCAGCUCCUAGUGCCAGCAGCCCAGGAGCCAACGGCGGCAACCAAGGCGCAGAGGGCGGUAACAGCGCCCCCAAGACUGAGACUGGAUCUUCAGCUGAGACUCCUGAGGAGAACCCUGGCUCUGGAUCUGACAAGCCCGUUGUCGUGUCUCUCGCCGACAGGCAGACUGUUGGCAGCAUUCUUGCUGUUCUCAUUCCCGUUGUCGUUGCUGCUCUUGCAGGCUAA